Molecule: messenger RNA, 603 nt
Organism: Anthonomus grandis grandis
Lineage: Eukaryota; Metazoa; Arthropoda; Insecta; Coleoptera; Curculionidae
Product: larval cuticle protein A2B-like
Exons: 2
Coding region: 31-504 (157 amino acids)
Cellular component (GO): extracellular matrix
Source: RefSeq, a predicted model, not a curated record
CUUUACUGAACAUUUAAUAAACAACUAAAUAUGGCAGCUAAGUUUUUUAUUUUGGCGGCUUUGGUAGCAGCAGCCAGGGGUGGAGUGAUAGCCGGCCCAGCAGCCGUAGUAGCAGCCCCCCAAGUACUCGCCAAAGUUUCCGAUGCAGCUUUUGAUCCAAACCCGCAGUACUCGUUUGCUUACGACGUCCAAGACAGUUUGACCGGAGAUAGCAAGAGCCAAAUUGAAAAUAGAAAUGGUGAUAUUGUUCAGGGACAAUACAGUCUUGUUGACCCCGAUGGUACUAGAAGGAUUGUGGAUUACACCGCUGACCCAGUAAACGGAUUUAACGCCGUAGUAAGAAAAGCUCCUUUGACUGUUGCUGCUCCAGUAGUUGUACCAGCUCCAACUCCAGUUUUAGCUGCAAGGUCUGCUCCUUUAGUAGCUCAGCCAGUUGCUUAUCCCACUUUCCCAGCCGCUCCAGUAGCAAGGCUAGCUGCUCCAAUUAACUAUGCCUACGUUUAAAAAUUUACUAAUUAUAGUUGGUUUUGUACAUAUUUUUCUGGUUUCGUUAUCCUAUUUGUAGUACGUUAUUUUUAUUAAUAAAACACUGAGUAAAUUAGA